ACAGCGCAAUGUUUAGUUUAAAAGAUAAAAUUGCAAUAGUUACAGGUGGGGCCUGCGGUAUAGGCGCUGCUAUUGUUAAAGAAUUUCUGCAAGAAGGUGUUAAGCACGUUGCAAUAUUGGAUGUCGAUGAAGAGUCAGGUUACUCCAUGGAAAAACAACUGGCAACAAUAUUUGGAAAAGAUAAAGUGAAAUUUAUAAAAUGCGAUGUUACAAUUGAGGACCAGUUGUUAGCUGCGUACCAAAAUACAACUUCGGAUUAUGGAUACAUAGAUAUCGUUGUGAAUAACGCAGGCGUAGCUGAUGAAAGACUACACAUGUUUAAAAGGACAAUUGAUAUUAACUUUACUGCACUAUCAGCAAGCACAUUGAAGGCUCUAGAACUGAUGCGUGAAGAUAAAGGUGGUCAUGGUGGUACUAUUAUCAAUGUUUCCUCAAUCGCUGCUCUGUUACUGAUAGCACCAUCUUUAUUCAUUUACGCAGCUACUAAAGCUGCUGUACUUCAUUUAACUUGUAGUAUCGGUAAACAAUCAUAUUUUGCAAAAACAAAAGUGAGGACAAUUACUGUAUGUUUUGGCUGCACAAUAUCUGAAAUACAUAAGAGAUUGGGCAGCUUUGAUGACAACAUAGAAAAAAUUGCAGAAAUAUUCACCGAAAUAAUGCCUCCCCAACCAGCUGAGGCCGCAGCAAUUGGACUCGUGGAAGCGUAUAAGAACGGUCAAAGUGGAAGUGCAUGGCUCGUAAAAAAUAGCAAACCAGCAAUAGAUAUAACAUCAAAAAUAAAUACGGCCUACGAUACUUUAUCUGAAAAUCACGUGUGUAUGUUAGAUAUAGAUGAUUCUGCGGGAAGAAAACUUGAACACGAUUUAUCGCUUAUUUACAGCGCUGAUAAAGCUAAGUUCUAUAAAUGUGACGUCACUAAAGAUGAAGAAUUAUCCGCAGUUUUUAAUGAAGUUGUUGAAAAUAUUGGUGUGAUUGAUGUUGUUGUGAAUAACGCUGGAUUAGCAACUGAAAAUAUAACGACAUACAAAAAAGAAAUAGAUAUAAAUUAUGCUGCAGUUGUGUCAUCUACAUUUAAAGCCUUGGACCUAAUGAGGACGGAUCGAGGCGGAAAAGGGGGUACCAUUAUUAAUGUUUCUUCAAUUAGUGCUUUGGCGCAAUAUUCGCCUUUUCUUUUCGUAUAUGCAUCGUCGAAGAGUGCAGUUCUUCAUUUCAGCAGUUGCAUCGGGGUAAGAAAUAAAGUAUAA
Molecule: messenger RNA, 1244 nt
Organism: Vanessa atalanta (red admiral)
Lineage: Eukaryota; Metazoa; Arthropoda; Insecta; Lepidoptera; Nymphalidae
Product: 15-hydroxyprostaglandin dehydrogenase [NAD(+)]-like
Exons: 7
Coding region: 9-1244 (411 amino acids)
Cellular component (GO): cytoplasm
Molecular function (GO): oxidoreductase activity, acting on the CH-OH group of donors, NAD or NADP as acceptor
Source: RefSeq, a predicted model, not a curated record